AUGGGAGCGUCCACAAUUUUGCUCCGGCGCCGGCAGGAGGCCGACAAGUUCGCCCGCGAGGACCGCGCCAGCACCGCCGCGCGCGAGGCCGCCAUCAUCAACUACCUCGAGAAGAUCUCCGGCAAGACCAUCGCCCUCCCGCCGGCGUCCAGGGACGACACGAGCAUGAGCCAGGACGUGGCGGCCGGCAAGGAGCUGGUACCCUAUGAGGGCGGCGGCGGCGGUGGCGACACGCUGCAUCUGAUGAGCACGUCGCGGUGGCCGAAGCACGAGGUGGAGGCGCUGAUCCGGGUGCGGACGGGGCUGGAGGGGCGGUUCCAGGAGCCGGGGCUCAAGGGCCCGCUGUGGGAGGAGGUGACCUCGCGCAUGGCGGCGGCGGGCUACGGCCGGAGCGCCAAGCGGUGCAAGGAGAUGUGGGAGAACAUCAACAAGUACUUCCGCAAGGCCAAGGAGAGCGGCAAGAAGCGCCCGGCGCACGCCAAGACAUGCCCCUACUUCGACGAGCCGGACUGCCUCUACUCGUGCACCGCCGGAGCCACUGGAGCCGGGGGCAGCAACAACAAUGCCGGAGACAAGGCGGCCAAGGCGAGCUUGGAGCUGCUGGACGCCGUGGUCAAGUACCCCGACGCGCAGAGGGAGUGCCGGUGGAGGCGGCGGUGGCGCAGGCAGACGAGGGAGGCGGAGGAGUUGCAGCAGCCCGAUUAG
This is a messenger RNA of Setaria italica (foxtail millet), 705 nucleotides long. RefSeq names its product trihelix transcription factor GT-2-like. The record is from RefSeq and is a predicted model, not a curated record. Lineage: Eukaryota; Viridiplantae; Streptophyta; Magnoliopsida; Poales; Poaceae.